AGUCUAGCCAGCCUUACUCUGGAUAAUUACUUACAAUUUGGAUUUUUGUAGCUCUUUAAGCAGGACAAAAUAAAGUAAAAUGCCGAAGGUCAAAGCGGUGAAGAAAAGCAGACAGCACCAAGAGGUCAAAAACCAAGGGAUCAUGUUCAACACUGGCAUCGGCCAGCACAUCCUGAAGAAUCCUCUGGUUGUCAAUGGGAUUAUUGAAAAGGCUGCUUUGAGGCCGACAGACGUGGUGCUUGAGGUGGGACCUGGUACUGGUAACAUGACGGUUAAGCUGCUGGAAAAGGCCAAAAAAGUCGUCGCCUGCGAGUUGGACUGCAGAUUGGUGGCUGAACUUCAGAAGAGAGUACAGUGCACACCCUUACAAGCCAAGCUUCAGAUAUUAAUUGGAGAUGUGCUAAAAACAGAUCUGCCUUUCUUUGACGUCUGUGUGGCUAACUUACCUUACCAGAUUUCAUCACCUUUUGUCUUCAAGCUCCUGCUGCACCGGCCUUUCUUCAGGUGUGCAGUCUUGAUGUUCCAGCGAGAGUUCGCCAUGCGCCUGGUUGCCAAGCCUGGAGACAAACUGUACUGCAGACUUUCCAUCAACACACAGCUUCUGGCUCGUGUAGACCAUCUCAUGAAGGUAGGGAAGAAUAAUUUCCGCCCCCCUCCGAAAGUGGAGUCGAGUGUCGUCAGGAUAGAACCCAAAAAUCCUCCUCCUCCAGUGAACUUCCAGGAGUGGGACGGCCUUGUCAGAAUAGCCUUUGUAAGGAAAAACAAAACUCUCAACGCAGCUUUUAAGUCCGCUGCAGUGGAGCAGAUGCUGGAGAAGAACUACAGAAUUCACUGUUCUCUUCACAAUACGGAAGUCCCAGCUGACUUCAGCAUUAGCAAAAAAAUCGAGAGUGUCCUUCAGGAGGCAGAUUUCAGUGAGAAGAGAGCCAGGUCGAUGGACAUUGAUGACUUCAUGGUACUCCUGCAUGCGUUCAACUCUGCAGGAAUCCACUUCUCCUAACUCUGAUGAGAAGAUCUUCACAUCUUUUAAAAUUGUCACGCAAGGGAGAAUUUUGUGGUCAGAUCAGGGAAGAACAAACGCCUGUCUUGUUCAGCCCCUGGAGCCAUGUUUGACGGAACUGAAAUUUAAGAUAUUGAAAUGGUUGAAUGAAAUAUACAAAUAAUAUCAGAUGCAUUUAAAGUGCUCAUAUUGAGUGCUAUUUUACAUUUGUGAAAAUAUGACCUGUAAAAACUUUGAGCACAGAUACUUUAAAGCCUCUUACUGGUCUGAGUUUGUUCUUUGUCCAAAAAGUUUAGAAAACCAGACGCUUUCUAAACAACACAGAUUUUUCUCCUCAUGAAAAGUGUAGACAUGUUACAUUGUUUUUUAUGUAACUCUCAAUAAUGCAGAGUUACUCCUGCAUAAUAGGUGCCCUUUAACAAGAAUCAAUAUUCCCCGUCGCACUACAUAAACAAUUUGAUUGCUUUCAUUAGAGUCUUGCUUUAUGCUUUUGUCCUGACUUUUUUUCUGUUUUUGAACGUCUGUACCAGAAAAUAAAUCUUUUAAUGGUAUGACUGCCGUGAAUAUAACUACAUGUAAAGAAACUAGAAAUAUUAAAACAUAGUCUGGAUAAGCUCAGAACAAGGAUAAUCAAUUAAUGAGUUACUAAAGAACAGACUGAGGGGUAUAAAAACGAAAUAAAUGUUAUGAAAGAAAAUAGUGACCAUUUGUUUUCUAACAAUACACGUCUACUGGUCACGGAAACACCGAAGAAACAUGGAUACAGAAAGAACACGUGUGGAAAUUGUAGUUACUCACUCUGGCCGCUGGAGGGCAGUGAAUAGCAAUUAAUGUCUUGGUCAUGUUAAGGUGGAAACAUUGGCUACUGAUGCUGAGAUGACUUUCAAAAUAAAAUAAGUUUGCCGAACUUGCCAUUUGAGUACAAUAAUACACUGGAGGCUGUUACUGUUGUA
This is a messenger RNA of Neolamprologus brichardi, 1953 nucleotides long. RefSeq names its product DIM1 dimethyladenosine transferase 1-like (S. cerevisiae) (gene dimt1l). Gene Ontology annotation, biological process: rRNA methylation. Gene Ontology annotation, cellular component: nucleolus. Lineage: Eukaryota; Metazoa; Chordata; Actinopteri; Cichliformes; Cichlidae. The record is from RefSeq and is a predicted model, not a curated record. Gene Ontology annotation, molecular function: rRNA (adenine-N6,N6-)-dimethyltransferase activity.